CGACACAGCCUCAUUAUCUCCCCCAGGACAACGACCGAGAAGGACCGGCCUGGUCUGUGAGGCGACUGAUGAAGAUGAAGCCUGGCGUAGCGUGGUGGCUUCUGGUGUACCUGGUGGCGGCAUAUGGAGUUGUCGCCCCUGUACUUUCUACUUCUGAGGAGAAGGGAUUCAAACCAGACCCGCGAGAUCCAUAUCUCAUACAUGACUACACAGAUCACUACUGUAACCGGCCGUGCGAAGAGAACGCGGCCCCAAAGAUCUGCAGGUACAACUUUCUGAUAGAACACUACAUCACCAUGUCCCCGGCCUGCCACAAGUGCAGCACCGACCACCGGGACUGCUUCCUGCCCCAGUGUGUCCCGGGGGACGGCAGGAAGAGGGGAAUCCUUACCGUCAACCGCAUGCUGCCAGGACCUUCCAUAUCU
Aplysia californica (California sea hare) is the source of this 425-nucleotide messenger RNA. RefSeq lists its product as uncharacterized. The annotation marks the transcript as partial. The record is from RefSeq and is a predicted model, not a curated record. The transcript has 2 exons. NCBI's taxonomy places the organism in Eukaryota, Metazoa, Mollusca, Gastropoda, Aplysiida, Aplysiidae.